AAAAUGCAAGUGACUUACAUUUUAAAUGAUGAUUUAACGAAAUAUUUUUAGAUACCUUUCAAUUAUUAGUCAGAAUAUUAUAUUGUAUUUUUUCUUACGGAUUUUUGAUGAAUUCUAUAUCUUGCUUCUAAAUAAUUAAUUUCUUAAAAUGAUUUAAAUAACAUUGUAUAUUAAACGUACGCACAACAUGUAGUAUAUGUAGGGUAAUCAUAAAUAUUUGAUGUUGAAAAACAAAAUUAUGAAACAACCAGUUAAUUCAUAAUCAUUUAUUUUUACUGAAAUUCUAUUAUAAUUGGAACAAUGCGAAAUUUUUUGGGCGAUGCUAUAAUAUGCAUAUUGUUACUACUUUCAGUAAGCCUUAUAUUUGGAGCUAGUGAAAUUAUUAAGUCUUUUGUGAAUACUGGAGAAAAUUUUUUAAAAACUUCCUCCUAUAAUUGGAUUAUUAAAUUAUGCUUAAAUUUAUUGAGUUAUGCUACUGUAUUAUUGCCAGGUUGCCUCAUAUACAAAUAUGUUCGUCAUACCAAAUAUAUCCAAAGGGGAGGCAAAGGGUGCAUACCCAAACUAGUACAUUUAUGUUUUGUGGGUCAGUAUGAAACAGGAUUACUGGAUUCAUCUUCUUAUACAUCUACGCCAUCGAAUCAUAGCCAACGUACUUUUACACAAGAUGCUUUGUUACUCCUAUAUUGUUUUUUUGGGUUGCAAAUUAGUUAUUUAACAUGGGGUUACUUACAAGAAAAAAUAAUGACGCAGGAAUAUGAAGACGUUGCUGGCAACAAGGAUCAUUUCCAAGAUUCACAAUUUCUAGUAUUUGUAAAUCGAAUUCUUGCAUUCUUAAUGUCAGGGUUGUAUUUAAUAAUUCAAAGACAACCACAACACAAAGCACCUCUUUAUAAGUAUGCAUUUAGCUCCUUAUCAAAUAUCAUGAGCAGUUGGUGUCAAUAUGAAGCUCUAAAGUAUGUUAGUUUCCCAACACAGGUAUUGGCAAAAGCUUCGAAAAUAAUCCCAGUAAUGAUAAUGGGAAAAGUAGUUUCACAUACCACAUAUGAAUAUUAUGAAUAUGUUACAGCUGUAUUCAUUUCUAUUGGAAUGACAUUGUUCAUGUUAAAUAGUUCAGAUUACAAAGGCGAUGGAGCUACAACUAUAUCUGGUAUUAUUCUCUUAGGAGGCUAUUUAUUAUUAGAUAGUUUUACAAGUACCUGGCAAAGUGCAUUAUUUGAUGAGUAUGGGGUAACGAGUGUGCAAAUGAUGUGUGUAGUUAAUAUGUUCUCUUGUUUAUUAACUGCAAUGUCUUUAUUUCAACAAUCAAGUUUCCCUCUUAUAUUUUCCUUUAUGACAAAGUAUCCUAGGUUCAUUGUGGAUUGCUCACUUAUAUCAAUUUGUUCAGCAAGCGGUCAAUUGUAUAUCUUUUAUACAAUUUCUAAAUUUGGUCCAGUGACGUUUGUCAUUAUGAUGACUAUAAGACAGGGUUUGGCUAUAUUAUUAUCUUGUUUGGUAUAUCAUCAUCGUGUGACAGUCAUUGGUAUCAUUGGCAUUCUACUAGUAUUUGGUUCGGUAUUCUUACGAAUGUAUUGUAGCAAUCGAUUACGUGCAAUAAGAAGACGUAGGGCUGCGCAAAUAGUAUAAAAGUUAAUUAUGGAAACAAAAAGGCAUAGGUACAAAUUUCAUUAAAUUUUGUACAUUUCUUUUUUAAAUGUACAUAAGUUUUGCUAGAUAUA
This is a messenger RNA of Bombus terrestris (buff-tailed bumblebee), 1715 nucleotides long. RefSeq names its product adenosine 3'-phospho 5'-phosphosulfate transporter 1. Bases 301 to 1623 code for a protein of 440 amino acids. Gene Ontology annotation, molecular function: 3'-phosphoadenosine 5'-phosphosulfate transmembrane transporter activity. Gene Ontology annotation, biological process: transmembrane transport. Gene Ontology annotation, cellular component: Golgi membrane; endoplasmic reticulum membrane. The transcript has 8 exons. The record is from RefSeq and is a predicted model, not a curated record. NCBI's taxonomy places the organism in Eukaryota, Metazoa, Arthropoda, Insecta, Hymenoptera, Apidae.